This is a messenger RNA of Electrophorus electricus (electric eel), 3839 nucleotides long. RefSeq names its product primary amine oxidase, liver isozyme-like. Gene Ontology annotation, biological process: amine metabolic process. The record is from RefSeq and is a predicted model, not a curated record. Gene Ontology annotation, cellular component: plasma membrane. NCBI's taxonomy places the organism in Eukaryota, Metazoa, Chordata, Actinopteri, Gymnotiformes, Gymnotidae. Gene Ontology annotation, molecular function: quinone binding; primary methylamine oxidase activity; copper ion binding.
GCUCACUGGUACUCACAUCUCCAGUGAGGGACGCAGCUGUAGCACUCUGGAAAUCACAGGUAUGGUGGCUCAAGUGACGAAUUCCCUUGUUAAGUUCCUGCUGAUACUAAUUGGACUUGUAUCGGUAAUACUCAACAUUGUGUUAAUGUGCUUGAAUUCAAAUAGACUUCCAAAAUGUCAGUUACAACCGCAGGAGUCGAUCGUAGUCAACCACUCGGAGCGCAGUUUGAUAUUUGCAGAUCUCACUCCCCAGGAGUACCAAUUAGUUCGCAACUACAUGUGGGGUCAAGCAGAUUUAAAAAUUUCUCAUGCCGCCACAGCAAGAACAUCAGAGAACUUCAUCUUCUUAAUUGACCUCUUGCUUCCGAAAAAAGCUGAUGCUCUGCUCUAUCUGGACGUGAAGGGACCCAAACCUCCACGUGAAGCAACGGUUGUUGUCUUCUUUGGAGAGCGCGGGUACCUCAAGGAGUAUGUGGUGGGACCGCUAUCUGGGGACAUGCGACAUCGAGAUGUUACAAAGGAGAAAUACAAACUCCCUAGUCUACCUUUCACGGCCCGACCAGUCACAAUUGGAGAAUAUGUACAGCUUUUUACCUUCCUAUAUAAUGAGGUAUUUCGGAAACUUGAAACAGAACUAAAGGAAAGUUUUGGCUAUAUUCCAAACCAAAGGAACCUGAAUGCGUUCGAGGGAAUGCCUCGCGGGGUGACGGCAGGCGACCGCAAGACAUGGCUUUCCUUUUUUCGUGACUACAGUGGGAUGUAUAUCCAUCCAGUGGGAUUUGAAGUUUUAAUCAAUCAUGAAGACAAAAACUCUUCAAACUGGAAGGUUGAAAAGUUAUUGUACAAUGGUGAAUAUUUUGAGAGCAUAAAUAGUUUUAAAAGGAGCUAUGCAACAAGUCGUUUAAAUAAGAUUGUCUUCAAAGACAUUUCUAAUUAUGCAUCACUGAAACCGAGAAGAAGACCCACUGGCUUGGGACCGCAACAGUAUUAUGUCCAAGGUAAACGAUUCAGCGUGAGGAAUAACCAGGUCAUUUACCUGGACUGGAAUUUCGCCUUUGGGUUGAGCUCGCUCACUGGCAUGCGCGUGUUUGAUGUUCGAUUCAAAGGAGAAAGGAUUGCCUACGAGCUCAGCGUUCAAGAGGCGAUGUCUGUGUACGGUUCUAUCACGCCAGGUAUGAUCCUUACUAAAUUCCUGGAUUCCAGCAUCGGGAUCGGACGCUUUGCUCACGAACUGGUGCGAGGCGUUGACUGUCCUUACUUGGCUACUUAUGUAGACGUUUACCGCUACAUCGACACAAAUGUUACACAGCGUUACAGGAACGCCAUAUGUGUGUUUGAGCAUGACACUGGCCGACCGCUACGACGACACUUUUCAGACUUUUUCCAUAACAGCUACGGAGGUCUGGCAAACAGCGCUUUGUAUUUCCGUACCAUCACAGCUAUAGGUAACUACGAUUAUAUUUGGGACUUCAUAUUUUAUCAGAGCGGUUCCGUGGAGGCACGAGUACACGCCACUGGCUACAUAUCGUCAUCAUUCAAAGUUGAUGGAAGUCUGAAGUUUGGCCACCAGGUCGCGGAAAAUGUUCUUGGGAAUAUCCACACACAUUUCGUCAACUUCAAGGUGGAUCUGGAUAUUUUAGGUGUGAAGAAUGUGUUUCAGACUAAAGACAUGGUGUUUGAGGAGGUACCAUUACCUUGGAUGCCGCAGCGCAAGGCGAAGAUCCCACAUCUGGUGGAGAAUCAAAUCAGGACGGAGAGAGACGGGGCACUGCGCUAUGACAGCAAGAUGCCCCGCUACCUCCAUGUAGCCAGCAAUCAGACCAACUGCUGGGGCCACCAGCGCUCCUACAAGCUGCAGGUGGUGAGCUUUGCUGGGGACCACCUUCCUGAGAGUGAGCCUGAGGAGAAGAGUAUGAGCUGGGCACGAUACAAAGUUGCCAUAACAAAACAUAAAGAUGAGGAGCAGACCAGCAGUAGCCUCUAUAGUCAGAACUACAUGUGGGACCCAGUGGUUGACUUCAGCAAGUAUAUUGAGGAUAAUGAGGUCAUUGAUAAUGAGGACCUGGUUGCCUGGGUUACUGCAGGCUUCCUCCAUAUUCCACAUGCUGAGGACAUCCCCAACACUGUUACCGUGGGCAACGGGGGCGGGGUCCUUCUGAGGCCGCACAAUUACUUUGAUGAAGAUCCCUCCAUCCAUUCGCCUGAUGGUGUGUACUUCAAUCCUGGUUCAGAGAAUGACUGCGAGUACAACAAGAUAGCAUGUUUAGAUAAAGGUCUGUGUAGUCCAUCACUGGACCCUUUCACUUACCACGGAUUUGAAGGGGUCAUGCGAUUUGAAGAAUGAUGUUUUUUGUUCCUUUUUUCAAAAGCAUCAACUCUUUUUAAAAUAUCAUGACUGUAUAUGUGGUACAUUAAUUUUUUUACCAGCAGCAUUGCUAUGAUAAUAUUAAAUAAAGGUCAAUACAGGUAUUUUCUCAAUUUUUUUGUUAAUGUGAAAUUCACUGCAAAGCAUGCCCAUCUGCCCCACUUAAACACGCCCACCAGUCCAAAGGCAACAGACAGACGUUUCUCAUACAUACUUCAAAAAUCAAUGUAUGAACAAUAGCAGAAUAUAGGCAUUGUUACUGUAAAGUUGUACUCUGGUUUAGUAACUUUCUGUACUACAAUAUUUAUAAAGUGAAAUGUCAGAACAACGUUUCAGACUGUGUUACUUUAUUUGUGGGUUUUACUGUAAAUAAAAAAUCACAUAUAAUCCCCUCUGAUUGGUUUGUGGUGUUUAACCAUUUUGGUCUGUGGACUGGGUUGCUAUAGUCUGCAGUGAGAAUUAGGCUGAAUCUUGUCUUUUUUUCAAUAUAUUUUCUAAUUAAUAAUUGACUACAUUUAAAUAACCCAUGCAUAUUUAACUCGCCUGUAACUUUCAGGACCUGCAUGCCUUUUUUUUUGCAUAUGACCAUCCCCUUUUCCUACGAGUACUGUACAAGCAAUCAUCAGCAAUAAGUGCACCAAUGGCAUAAAUUAUGGACAAUUUAGGAAAUGACAAGUAAAGAAACUACUGAUUCUAUUUAGUGUAAGUCAUGUUACUGAUUCUAUUAUUUAAUGUACAUCAUGUUACUGAUUCUAUUAUUUAGUGUACGUCAUGUUACUGAUUCUAUUAUUUAGUGUAAGUCAUGUUACUGAUUCUAUUUAGUGUAAGUCAUGUUACUGAUCCUAUUAUUUAGUGUACGUCAUGUUACUGAUUCUAUUAUUUAGUGUACGUCAUGUUACUGAUUCUAUUAUUUAGUGUAAGUCAUGUUACUGAUUCUAUUAUAUAGUGUACGUCAUGUUACUGAUUCUAUUAUUUAGUGUACAUCGUUACUGAUUCUAUUAUUUAGUGUACGUCAUGCACAGAUACUUUAACUGUAUUCAAGCCUUUUCAAUUAAUCAGCCUUCUAUACUGUGCAGAUAUAUGCCUUUUCUUUUUAUUUAAAUCGAAGGCUGAAAAAAGUUUGGCAGUGAUAGCCAAUCAGGGUCUUUGUUAAUUAACAUGUAUGUGUGGGAAUGAACAAAUGGCCUAUAGAAAAACUUAAAUACUGAAUGAAAAUUUUAUUUACAGAGUAAAUCAACCUUAACUGUAGCUUUCCACUGUUGCUUCCUUGUUCAGAUACACAAUCAUUUGGAUAAAACAUUGAAUUUACAAAAUACUAAUCACAUUUUUUAAUGUGUGUUUUUUUCUUGUUAUUUCUUCUCUCUUGUAAAUUGCAGCUAGGUUAUACUGAACAUGUAACCUUUAUAUAAAUCUAUAUACACAUCUUUGGUCAUAGAAAUGUAUUUAACUUUGUCAAAUAAAAAGAUCAGUUUAA